GGAAAGGGGGAGACGAAGAGGGUGCCGGAGAGCUAAAGAGCGUGACAGAAAUAAUAAUAAAACAACAAAACUAAAAAGUAAAAGCAAUAUUUUUAAUAUUAAGUUUGAAAUGGCUGUAGCCUUAUUAAAACGUUUGCGACGGCCGGGGCGCUAGUACAUUAGUUCUGGAUUGUAAAGAUAAGUAUUGCUUUCAAGCAAAUACUUCUGAGAAGUUAACACUGGCCCACGUUAAUGACUAUUUAAAUGUAGAAAAUACACCUAUAUUAUUUAUCUAAAGCGAUUGAGAUAUUCUCAGGGAGGUAGGCUUGAGUGGAUAGUGUGGUAAGAGAAAAGUAAUGGAAAAUGACGACCCACAGUCACCGGACCCAACGAACAGCGACGCACCAUGCAAGAAAGGAAAUGCAGCGCCUAAGAAGACCCACUUGACUCAAAUUGAAGUAAUUCCCUGCAAAAUCUGUGGUGACAAGUCCUCAGGAGUACAUUAUGGAGUCAUCACCUGUGAGGGCUGCAAGGGUUUUUUCCGGCGCAGUCAGCAGUCCAGUGUGUCUUACUCCUGCUCGCGGCAGAGUAACUGCCCCAUCGACCGCACCAGCCGCAACCGCUGCCAGAGCUGCCGUCUGCAGAAGUGUGUGGCCCAGGGCAUGAGUCGAGACGCUGUGAAGUUCGGUCGCAUGUCGAAGCGGCAGAGGGACUCUCUCUUCGCCGAGGUGGAGCGGCACAGGCAGCUCCAGGCUAGCCCAGGCGAGGCCCUGCCCACCCUGCCGUACCACGGCAAGGAGCCUCGCCAGCGCCCGGCACACCUGGACCCGCCGGCCGCUCCAGCCUACCCCUUCCACACGGACACAGAGCUGCCUUCCUGCCCGCCUGAUAUGCACGUCUACUGCCCACAAGGAAAAUCCCAGGCUCUGGCCUACAGGCACUCCCUCGUGUCUCCGGUGUCCAGCUCACAGAGCCGGGGGGACUGCGGUAGCCAAGGGGAGGGGAGAGGACAGAGAUACAAAGUGUUUGACUCUCAGCAGAGGUACCCUGACCAGGGAAUGUCCAGAGGCGAGAUUGGGGUGAAUUUUGAGGACAUUUUCUGGCCCUAUCCCACCUCAUUGCUGCACAUAGAGGAGGUGUGUGCCAGCAUCGUGCGCUCUCACAGGGAGACCAGCCAGUAUAGGGUGGAGGACCUCCUGGCACUGAGGUGGAAGGUCUUCAGCAGAGAGGAGAUCCACACCUACCAGAGCAAGGCACUGGAUGUGAUGUGGCAGCACUGUGCGCUCAAGCUCACAGACGCGGUGCAGUACGUGGUGGAGUUCGCCAAGCACAUCCCCGGCUUCCGCGAGCUGUGUCAGAACGACCAAAUCGUCCUGCUCAAGUCCGGUUCAAUGGAGGUGGUUCUGGUGAGGAUGAGCAGGAUGUUUAAUACAGAGAACAGCACCGUUUUCUUUGAUGGGAAGUUCGCUGGCAAAGAGAUUUUCAAGUCUCUGGCCUGCAAUGACCUGAUAACUUCAGUGUUUGAGCUAGCACACAGCCUGUGCAAUCUGCGACUGACUGAACAGCAGGUGGCGCUCUUCAGUGCCCUGGUGCUCAUUAACGAAGAUCGCCCCUGCCUGGAGGAGAGGGGUAGGAUUGAGAGAGUGAGGAAAGAGGUGGAGCUGGCUCUCAGCCACACUCUGCGCAGAGAUAACCAGGAGGGCCUGCUACACAAGCUCUACCAGAAAGUGGCGAUGUUGAAAUCGCUGUGCAGUCUACACAUUGAGAAACUCAGAUGGUUCCGGCAGCUCUUUCCCCUCACUGUGCACUCCUUCUUCCCUCCGCUGUAUAAAGAGCUCUUUGGCUCAGACUCAGACAUGCCCCCUCUGGCCACACACUGAACUGCAUCAUGGAUCCCUCAGUCACGUGCACUUCUACUGACAGCGAUACUCAAGAUUUUGACAUAUUACUUGAAGACACAUUGAUUUAUGUUAUUCUCAGCACACUUGCUAUGUGGAAAGAUAUAUGAUAUCUAAUGUGCUGUUGCUACACAUUGACAUACCAUAUAUAAAUUAAGAUUUAACACACAAACACACAUAUACACACACAUACAUAUGCAAGCACGUGCACAGUAAAUGGUGAAAAGGUGAUCAAAUCAAUGUGUAUACUUGUCUAUCUGCUGUGUAAUUUUAUUUUUGUAAUUCAGAAAAAUGAAAAUAGUUGCAUAAUUAAUACAUAGGGUGAUAACUGAUGUUGAAAUUAUUUUUAUUGAAAGAAUAAUUUUAUAGGAUGAAAUAUUUUAUGAAGUAAUUAUUCAGGUAUUUGAAGGCUUUGAUUGCAGAAAAAAUGUUUAGGAUUUAUGCAGAAAAUGUUGGAAGCAUUUAUGGGAAUGAUAAUGUUGCAGAUUAUAUUUGAUAGUGAUAAGAUGUGUUAUAUUGUGUAUGAGGGUAUGCUUCUGUGAAUGUGAGUGUUUGGCUACUGCCUUGAGCAAAUAAUCAGGUACUGAAGAAAAAUGGCUCAUUUUGAAAUGAUGUUAAAUAUGGAUAUGUUUUACUUGGAAUUUAAUAACAUCAGAUCACACAUUGCAUUAUCUGCACAUGCAAUUGUUAUGUUUUUAGAUAGGGUCAGUUAUUUCACCCCUUUAGUAUCGCCAUUCAUUAAGCUACAACAUCCACCUCUGGACUCCGGAGUGCCGGAGUCACACAGGUUUUGGAGCAUUGUCUGGAGAUGAUUCAUUUUUACAUUUUUAAAAGAACAUUAUUGUUUACUUUGUGACUCGUGGCUCUGUUAAUACCAGAACUAUGACUGCAGUGCAGGGCAGAAGGCAAGCUCCUUAAAAUCUGCACAUUGUGACAGUCACAUUAGUCACGAGACUGCAUUACCAGAGAUUUCUGACUGUGUCCACCGCUGUUCCUGGAGAUUCUGAGGGGCACCAGACACAUUACCAGACACAUUACCAGAGACAGCACCAGAGACGGCACCAGAGACUGUACCUGCCCUAGCCUUUGAGGGGCCCUAAACAGAAUUUGAUUUGGGGGGCCCCCCAAACUAAUGUUAUAAAUAAUAUAUGCACUCAGUGAACACUUUAUUCGGUAUUUAUAACUUAUUUUUUAGAUUCAUUAGUCUUCUGCUGCUGUAGCCUAUCCAGUUAGAGGUUUGACGCAUUGGGAUGAGGGGAAUGUUCAGAGAUGCUCUUCUGCAUACCACUGCAAACUCAGUGCAUUAGUCACCUUCCUGUUAGCUUUGACCAGUCUGGCCCUUCACCUCUGACCUCUGAACAACGUGUUUUUUUGCCCAUGGAACUGCUGGUCACUGGAUGUUUUUUGUUUUUCGCACCAUUCUCUGCAAUGUCUAGAGACUGUUGUGUGUGAAAAUCCCAGGAGGUCAGCAGUUUCUGAGAUACUCCAACCACCCUGUCUGGCACCAACAAUCAUUCCACAGUCAAAGUCACUGAGAUCACAUUUCUUCCCCCAUUCUGUCAUUUGGUCUGAAGAACAGCUGAACCAGUCUUGACCAUGUCAGCAUGCUUUUAUGAAUUUAGUUGCUCUCACAUGAUUUGCUGAUUAAAUAUUUGCAUUAACAAGCUUGGUCUACCUAAUAAAAUGCUCACUGAGUGUAUACAGGCACACAUUUUAGAUUAUUAGGCAGCCCCUGGGAGUUGCAGGCCUGAAGCAGCUCUUUGUGUCACUUAUUGGUCAGUCGACACUGAUUGGCUGUUUUGGAUAAAAUGAGUGCAGCAAAAUGACAAAAUUGUGCAACCAAAUCAUCCCUCAUGAAAAAGAUACACUGGUCCUGUCACUGUUCCACCAUGAUAUUGUGAAUUGUUUAGUGUGGCAUAGUUUUGUGCUCAUGUUGUUAUGUGUCAAUUUUAACAUGAAGGUUACUUGUGGGUCAGUUCUUGGAAAUUCUCUUUUGUGUUUUAACCCCUGAAUUUACCUCUAUUUGUUAGCACUUAAUUAUGUAUCUAUAAUUCUGCCAAGGAAAAGCUUGUAAUAAACCGAUGAAAUGCA
Molecule: messenger RNA, 3968 nt
Organism: Conger conger (European conger)
Lineage: Eukaryota; Metazoa; Chordata; Actinopteri; Anguilliformes; Congridae
Gene: rorc
Product: RAR-related orphan receptor C
Exons: 12
Coding region: 336-1859 (507 amino acids)
Biological process (GO): regulation of transcription by RNA polymerase II
Cellular component (GO): nucleus
Molecular function (GO): zinc ion binding; nuclear receptor activity; RNA polymerase II cis-regulatory region sequence-specific DNA binding
Source: RefSeq, a predicted model, not a curated record